Molecule: messenger RNA, 741 nt
Organism: Schistosoma curassoni
Lineage: Eukaryota; Metazoa; Platyhelminthes; Trematoda; Strigeidida; Schistosomatidae
Source: the annotation of a GenBank genome assembly
AUGUUGACGUUCGAACCAAUCAGUCGAAUAGCUGUUGUCAAAUGUUUGGGACCACGUUUAGUUUUAUUCUUUAAAACAUUUGCUUUAUUCUAUGUUCUUUAUCCGAAAUAUGAGUCGACUGUGGGUUAUUGUGUUUUCAAAUGCGCACCUAUUUUAUCACUUGUUGCAUUUGUUUAUAUGUAUGGGGUUAAGAUACCAAACAAUCAAGCCUAUUCUUUAAAAAUUUUUCUUGGUCUUCUAUUCUCUUGUCUAGGCGAUGCAUUUUUGGUAUGGCCUAGUCUUCUUAUUCCUGGCAUGGCUAUGUUUGCCAUUACACAUAUAUUAUACAUUUACGCAUUUGGUUUUCAACGUUUAAAACUAUCUAUAUUGUUCAUUUUACUGCCAAUACUUCUCUGUGUAUGUGUUUCUGUAAAAGAAGGACUAGACGGUAUCAAUACACUUGUUAUUCCAGCUUAUGGAUUAAUAUUAGUAAUUAUGGUAUGGCGUGCAUUAGCCCAAUUAACUAAACAUGAAUAUUCUAUACCAUGGACAUGUAUAGCUUCUGCCGUUGGUGGAUUACUAUUUGGUGUAUCUGAUACUAUAUUGGGAAUUUGUUUAUUCUCUAGCGAUAUAUCGUCAUUUAAAUGUAAUUUAAUUUUACCAACGUAUUAUGCUGGUCAGUUGUUGAUUUCUGUAUCUGUUGUUGAUAGCCAUUUAACAUCAAUAAAAACGAGUCCAUAUCAUGAAGAUAAAAAGCAGUAG